CUCGCGAGGCGUUGUAUUAUGUCCGCCAUUUUGGUGGAAUAUUGUAUGAAAUUUAGAGUUUGAGACUGAACUCCAGCUACUCUACCUCACUUUACCAACACUAUUUGAAACAUCGAAAUGUCCGUCAGACGCCAGUUAAAGAACGUGGUGAACAACUACUCGAACGCCGAAGUAAAAGUUCGCGAAGCUACUUCGAACGAUCCUUGGGGACCAUCAAGUUCUGUGAUGACUGAGAUUGCCGAUGCCACUUACAACGUGGUUGCCUUUUCAGAGAUAAUGGGGAUGAUUUGGAAAAGACUCAACGAUCAUGGAAAAAACUGGAGGCACGUGUACAAGUCAUUGGUUGUUUUGGAUUACAUUAUUAAGACUGGCACUGAAAGAGUAGCUCAGCAAUGCCGAGAGAACUUGUACGCAAUUCAAACUUUAAAAGAUUUUCAGUUCAUCGAUAAAGACGGUAAAGAUCAGGGAAUGAACGUACGUGAAAAGGCUAAACAGCUUGUUGCAUUAUUGAAAGACGAAGAUCGGCUGAAGAGUGAGAGGGCUCGAGCAUUGAAAGCAAAGGAGAGAUUCGCACAAGCCAGUUCUGGCAUCGGCAGCGAUUCGGUGAAAGCCGGCAACUUACGAGACUCGGGAAGCACAUCUGAUCUGCGUCUUGGUGCCCCAGCAGCACCAGCACCAGCAACUGGUGCACCAACUAGCCGCUCGUGGGAACCUGCCAGGAAAGUCCUAGGCAGCGAUAUGGAAACCUGCCGUCCGUCGAAUGCCAACGAGGAAGAAUUACAGUUGCAAUUAGCGUUGGCACUAAGCAAGCAAGAGGCAGAAGAGAAAGAAAAACUGAAUGAGAGGGAUGAUCAACGGCUACAGAUGGCCAUUAGCCAAAGUCAACAAAUUCCUUCACCUCAGGAACCAUUGCCACUGGAUGUUGGAAGCAAUGGUGUUCAAGUUUCCCAGGAUACGUUUGACCCUUGGGGUUCUACACCAUCAGGGGUUGCAAGUUCCCCCAUGUCACAACCGUCCAUAUCACAACCUUCCGUUCCACAACCUGAUCCCUGGCUAGGUGGCACCAAUUCAGUUGCCACUGCUCCUACCAAUCCUUGGGGAGACAACAGUGCAUCUUAUCACUUGCCAAUAAACUCAUCACAGAAUCUUUUUGGAGCUUCAAACAACACACCUGUUGUGGCAGCUAUGGCUGGAGGAACAGAUCCCUGGGGAGCAGCCCCUAUACAAAGUAAUUCAGCUACAGCACCUCCCCUGAGUGACCCAUGGAGUGGAAGAGACAUUUUUCCCGCAGAAGUGGCACCACAACCUCAAGGGCCAUGGGAAACUUUGCAGCCUGAGGGUUUCGAUGCUUUCAACCAGAGUGCUACUGGCAGUGGAAUUUCAAGUCAGCCACCUUUGGUUCCAUUUAACCUUGAAAAUAAAGAUGAAGUAUUAAUGAAGUCAACAGGUGGCCAGGAAUUCCUGGAUAACAGGGUUUCUAAUUUGGUGAACUUAGAUUUGCUAACGCAAAAACCUGACCCUGUUGCCAAUCCUUUCUUGUCCAGCAAACCAGCAUCAUCCAGAUCAACUAAUCCAUUUGUACAAGAUAAGCCUCAAGCACCAACACUGAAUCAGCUUCGUGAGCAGCCAGUUGUAGUACCAAACAGCAUGCAGAGUAUGAGUGGAGGAGUGUUACUACCCUCACCUCUAAUUCCAGAUUCUACCUCUAGACCCCAGCAAACAGUUCAAAGUAAUCCCUUCCUGUGAGGAAGCAAGUGAUCAACUUAGUCAAGAAGAAAGCCACUGCCUGAAGAUUCUUGGGAAAGAAUUCAGCUCAACUGGUCUUAGAACAAGUAAUUAUCAUCAGCUUUCUUGUUUAAAAAGAAAUAUUCUGAAAAACUGGAGACUAAGAAAAGUAAAAUAUGCCUUAUGGUGUUCUGUGGGUUUUUUUUUUUUUUUUUUUUUUUUUUAACAUUUUAAUUGUUAUAAGUACAUAUAGGUUAGAGAGUAACUACAGCAUCAAAUCAAAAAUAGAAAGUAAUACCUUUAUAAACUUCAAAUUGUAUCUAAAUUUUUUUGUUUAUGAUAUUUAGCUCUCUGUUACAUGGACAUUUAAACCAGAAAUAAUGAAAUUGACCUGAAUGGACGAUCAAUUUUUCAGUUGGCCAUUUUGGAUAUACUAAAAUUCAAACUUGACUCUGAAGCCUGGGGGAAUAAAACAAAGUAAAUGACAUGGAGGUUUAGCGAUGAAUAAUUUAUUUCUUUUGUUUUAUUCCCCCUAGCCUUAGAGUUUCAUUAUAUCAAAAAUGGCCUAUUAGCUAGUUGAUGGAAAGAACUUGCAUGUAACAAAGGAGAGUGUUAAUGGUCAAAUUACCAUUGAUCAGGUGAUAAAUUGUUGUCGUGGAGACUGAUUGAAUUUUCAUUACUCAUGUCAUCAGUUCCUUAGUAAUAAAACAUCAACAAAUUAAAGAGCCUUUUUCUCCAUUUUUCAACACAU
Molecule: messenger RNA, 2476 nt
Organism: Pocillopora damicornis (cauliflower coral)
Lineage: Eukaryota; Metazoa; Cnidaria; Anthozoa; Scleractinia; Pocilloporidae
Product: epsin-2
Biological process (GO): endocytosis
Cellular component (GO): clathrin vesicle coat; plasma membrane; endosome
Molecular function (GO): clathrin binding; phospholipid binding
Source: RefSeq, a predicted model, not a curated record